Messenger RNA from Coregonus sp. 'balchen', 8906 nucleotides. NCBI's taxonomy places the organism in Eukaryota, Metazoa, Chordata, Actinopteri, Salmoniformes, Salmonidae. The record is from the annotation of a GenBank genome assembly.
CUAAUUUGACAUUUUCGUUUCCUGACUGUCUACUCUGUCGUGUUGUUGACAAAAAACGAAACAAAUAUCGCUUUUUACCGGGCAAGAUGGGUGCGUCGUUGGAUACCCCGUCCUGCGAGCCCCCGGUGUGUUCUUUAUGCCACGGUAUUUGUCGGAAUCCGCCCGCGCUGAGAUGCAAACAUUUUUUCUGCUAUUGCUGUAUACAGGAGUUAUGGAGCGGUUCGCCCACCGGUCCCUACUACUGUCCCGAGUGCAAGGAGGAGUACAAUACAUUACCGUUUGGGUUUAAGAGAGACACAACCGCAAGGCCGUGGCGAGAUGAAGCGCCUGCACAUACACGCACCACCGCAGCCACAGGUAACUUCCUAAAUUCCCCAGACAAGAUCCGCCCAUGCGCGAUUAGCCUGGGGACAAGGGGUGUAUUCAUUACGCCGAUUCUGUUGCAAAAUGUUUCGUCUGUUACAAAACGUUUUGCAACACAAACCGUUUACUUCAAACGGAAAACGAAAAGAGAGUUUCUAUUGGACAAAUUCUGGUAUGUUUCGUUCCGUUUGCUCUGUCAGCUUCCGUUUGGUUCUUAAACGGUAAACUGUUUCCGUUGCAAGACAUAAUGAAUACACCCCAGGUUGGCUGGCUAGUCAUGGGAACGAACAUUUCCAAAGGUAGGCUACUGCUGGGAAAUAUGUAAAUUACAUGUCUAAUGGUACUAGGCCUACAGUAAAACAAUAACCGAUUGUUAACACGUUGUUUUAAUAUGGUGAUGAUGACUUGGCUAUGAUUGGAACAUUAACAACAGCAUUAUAUUGACUGACGCCCACGAGUAACGACACAGGUCGAAGUCUACUGUAGUCUAGUCACUUGCCUUAUAAUCAAUAGACCUUAUUCUAUUCUAUCUAAAGAUAUUAUGUUUAUUUGUAAAUAUUUUUAAACUCUGCAUCGUUGGGAAGGCUUGUAAGCAAGCAUUUCUCGGUAAAGUCUACACCUGUUGUAUUCAGUGCAUGACAAUUUUUUAUUUAUUUGAUUUAGCUAGGGUUUGUGCCCUUUUGAUGUAUCCUAAAUGGGCCUAAUCACUACUAAUUUAUUUGUGUUAUGUGUGUCUUGUUGGGUAUAUAGGCAGAGCCAAUGAAGAGGAAGUCAUUGAGAUCAAUCCGUUGGGCUGGACCCUUGGGAAGAGAUCCUCCAUCUCUCUAUCCAAGCGUCUGUUAGGGAAGAGACCUGCCAGUUCACCUGUCCCAGGUGGCCAUCGUCACGACAACAAGAGACAAGCCACUGGCAGCUCCUCUUCCUCCCACUCCAAGGGACAGGCUGGUGACAGUAAGAUACCCACCACUUCCUCUUCCUCCUCUUCAGCCAAUCAGAACACGUCGUCUGACGUUGAGUUGUCCAGUGAGGAGGAGGCGCCAGCAGCACCGUUCUCCUUAGCAACCAAACCGUCUAGUAAAAAGUCCGCCACUGCCAGAGGUCCGGACCUGACAUGUGAUAGGUCUAGGUCCCCUAGGAGAGACCCACCCAUUGAGCUGGACGAACCCCCUGCUACAACAGAACCUCUUACAAGAGAACCCCUGAAUGACCCUAGAAAAUCACCUGAACCAGCAGCAGCAGGUAGCAUCAACAACACAUCGCCAAGAAGAAUCACCGUCAUUGAACUGGACCCACCGCCACCCCCUGUGAGAGAACCCCACACACCCGCCAAGAAAUCUGCUGAAACUACCCAAACAACCCGUUUACAUUUAGUCACCCCUACAAAGGAGAAGCCUGUUGAAGCUGAGAGGGAGACACUUCCAGAGAUCCACAACAGAUCCCCUGGUAUAAUCAGCACCUCCACCUCUCCUACCCGUGCUGCCAACAACCUGUCCCCUGGACGUACCAAUCUGUCCCCUGGACGUACUAACCUGUCCCCCAGCCUGGCUCGCCAGACCUCCAGCCAGACCUCUAGGGAGACCCUCCUGCCCUGCCACUACUGCCCCAGCCAGGGCUCUCUCCCUGCGGUGAAGACCUGCCUGGUGUGUGGGGCCUCCAUGUGCUCCGACCACCUCCGCCCCCACCUGGAGUCCCCUGUCUUCCAGAGCCACACCCUGGUACCCGCCGUGGAGGACAUCUCACCCUGGAGGUAAGGUUUCAAUCUCAAUUGCAUUUCCUUGCAUCAUCUCUUCUCCUCCUCCUCCUUCUCAAAACCCAUUGGAUGAUAAGGUCAGUUGCGAGGAGAGAGGAAAUGUAUUUUGUAUGUUGAUGGUGUUUUGCACUUGUACUCUCAACUGUUCUACCAUGUGUGCUUUCUGUUGUAUAUGUGUAGGUAUUAUUUUUGUCUGUGUUCAAACCUUAUCAAACAGCAUCAUGGUGCCCCAUGUGAAUUUCCUUUUCAAAUUCCUAACAACUUCGGAUGGUAUUGCAGUAAUGUCUUGAUUCUUGUAAUACUUUUGUGUUUCAACAUUUCAUUAAGUUGAUAAUUGUUAUUUGAUGGAUUAUUUGACAAAUCAUUAUACAACUGGCAGCAACAAGCUGAAUUACAAGUACAACUUACAUUACCAUCAGGUGCCCGGAACACCAGGAGAUGAACCGGAUCUACUGCCAGCAGUGUAGCGUGUGUGUCUGCACCGUGUGUACCGUGAUCGGGUCGCACCGGGAGCACGCCUGCGUCAGCAUCAGAGAGGCCGAGAGGGAGCUGAGGGUGAGAAACAGAGGAGGGAGGAUUACCUAACUAUUACCAAACACUAAAAACGUACCUCAUCACAUCCCAGUUGUAUGAGCUAUAGUAUUAAUGUUGUCCAACUAAAGGAUCGUAGUGGUGAAUAACCAUAUCACAAGCGUUUAUAGUAUGAAUACAUAUUUCAGAGAACAAAAGCAUGUUUUCUAUUGAUGGUAGGAUGAUGACACUAUGUUUUGUCUUGCAGGGGAAUCUGAAACAGGAUGAUGACACUGUUUUUUGUCUUGCAGGGGAAUCUGAAACAGGAUGAUGACACUAUGUUUUGUCUUGCAGGGGAAUCUGAAACAGGAUGAUGACACUAUGUUUUGUCUUGCAGGGGAAUCUGAAACAGGAUGAUGACACUAUGUUUUGUCUUGCAGGGGAAUCUGAAACAGGAUGAUGACACUAUGUUUUGUCUUGCAGGGGAAUCUGAAACAGGAUGAUGACACUAUGUUUUGUAUUGCAGGGGAAUCUGAAACAGGAUGAUGACACUAUGUUUUGUCUUGCAGGGGAAUCUGAAACAGGAUGAUGACACUAUGUUUUGUAUUGCAGGGGAAUCUGAAACAGGAUGAUGACACUAUGUUUUGUCUUGCAGGGGAAUCUGAAACAGGAUGAUGACACUAUGUUUUGUCUUGCAGGGGAAUCUGAAACAGGAUGAUGACACUAUGUUUUGUCUUGCAGGGGAAUCUGAAACAGGAUGAUGACACUAUGUUUUGUCUUGCAGGGGAAUCUGAAACAGGAUGAUGACACUAUGUUUUGUAUUGCAGGGGAAUCUGAAACAGGAUGAUGACACUAUGUUUUGUCUUGCAGGGGAAUCUGAAACAGGAUGAUGACACUAUGUUUUUUCUUGCAGGGGAAUCUGAAACAGGAUGAUGACACUAUGUUUUGUCUUGCAGGGGAAUCUGAAACAGGAUGAUGACACUAUGUUUUUUGUCUUGCAGGGGAAUCUGAAACAGGAUGAUGACACUAUAUUUUUUGUCUUGCAGGGGAAUCUGAAACAGGAUGAUGACACUAUGUUUUGUAUUGCAGGGGAAUCUGAAUCAGGAUGAUGACACUAUGUUUUGUAUUGCAGGGGAAUCUGAAACAGGAUGAUGACACUAUGUUUUGUAUUGCAGGGGAAUCUGAAACAGGAUGAUGACACUAGGUUUUGUCUUGCAGGGGAAUCUGAAACAGGAUGAUGACACUAUGUUUUGUAUUGCAGGGGAAUCUGAAACAGGAUGAUGACACUAUGUUUUGUCUUGCAGGGGAAUCUGAAUCAGGAUGAUGACACUAUGUUUUGUAUUGCAGGGGAAUCUGAAACAGGAUGAUGACACUAUGUUUUGUCUUGCAGGGGAAUCUGAAACAGGAUGAUGACACUAUGUUUUGUCUUGCAGGAGAAUCUGAAACAGGAUGAUGACACUAUGUUUUGUCUUGCAGGGGAAUCUGAAACAGGAUGAUGACACUAUGUUUUGUAUUGCAGGAGAAUCUGAAACAGGAUGAUGACACUAUGUUUUGUCUUGCAGGGGAAUCUGAAACAGGAGAUGAAGAAGAUGCAGGAAACAGAACAGUCAUUAAUGAGCAGAGUGACUGAGAUUACAGAGAAGAAACUGAGAUUCCAGGUAAGAAGACAGGACCUUAGUUGGACCAGGUAUUUUAAGUCUGACCUGGAGCAAAAUCCUACUGUAUCCCCCUAGACCUUUAAAACCAGGGUCCAUGAUGACAACUGCAUUAGACUCACCACUACACUGGCUGUAUCUGUAUGUAAGGCGUUUUGGAUACAACUAUGUCAACACUGAUUCCUCCUCUCCCCAGAUGUUGCUGGGAGAGGCGCGUGCGGGGGUACAGCAGCGGUACGGGGCCAUGAAGGAGGCCUUGCAGCAGGAGGAAGGCACGGCCCUGCUGUGUGUGACUCGGGUAAAGAAGGGAGAGAACAUGCUCAACUCUAUCCUAAAAAAAAAUAAUAAUAAUGAAACAGUGCUUGGAAGUCAACAGUCAACUGAAAUGUAUGUGUUCUAGUAGGAUAUGUUGCCUUUUUAAGCUAAAAAAAAAACAAGAAAAACAAAGCCUUUAAUUGCAACUGCAUUAAGAGAGUGAUGGGUGAAUCAGGUGUGUCGGUGCAGGUCUAGAACAAAAACGUGGGCUGUACUUCCUGUAGUGACACUUGUCGCUCUCUUAAUUGACUGGCGCCCAAUAGUAGGCUUUGAUUGAAGCUCAAUGUUAAAUUAAAAUCUCCCUACCAUCAUAUCUAAGCCAAUAUGACACCAAUGUCGAUGAAAAUGAGCAAAUCACCUUGAUUGGAGGUACACAACACACUCCCUGCCUCUCCUCAUGAGCCGUCCGGCCGUUAACCAGAACCACAUACUGGAUUUUGAACAAGGUCGUUAGCAUUAGUCAAAGAAAUAAAAUGUCUGUCCCUGACCUAGCUCAGUAUCUAGGUGUCCAUAAAGGGACCAUCAGACUUGCCACCUUUCGGACUGAAUACGUUUGUAGGGGCAACAGUUUUGAUUAAAUGUGUAAUUUAUUGCUUUCACGUGCUCAUUUCUGUCCAUUAAGAACCAAAGAUGUGCUACCUUUUUUGUAGCAUUUCUGACAAUGCUAACAUAUUUUUUUUAGCCAAAGCUCAGAGUUCUAACACGGUGUCGCAACUCGGUUGCUCGGCAACAACACAGCUACACUACAUGGCCAAAAGUAUGUGGACACCUGCUGGUCGAACAACUCAUUCCAAAAUCACGGGCGUUAAUCUGGAGUUGUUGUUGGUACCUUUGGUGCUCAUGUGAAUUUCCUUUCUUUUUUUUCGGCCUCAGACCGACCAAUGCCUACUUCUCAAUUAAAACGUAGUUUUAAAAAAAUUAGUACAGUAGUGAGUUUUUUUUUUCAAUUGUUAUGUGCUGUGUGUACCCAGGAGGAGAGCAGAGCAGUGGGGGGGCUGGAGGAACAGCUGACCCAGCUCCAGGAGUCCCUCUCCUCCCUCCAAAGGGGUCUUCAUACUCUGGAGGGGCUGGCCGACACCCGGGGGGCUGCACGCGUACAGGAGCAGUCCUUCAUCGUGGUACUUACUUGACUUACUUAAUCCUCUUAGUUCCUGGAGGAACAUAGGGCACAUACUAAAUGGUACUAUUGUAUGGAGAGUGUGUUUACAUACCGGAACUAAUUACAUGUAACAUCCAUGUACCCAUGUUUUUCCUAUCUUUCCUUUUGUUCGUGACAGGAGUACAGUAAGAUAACCAAAAGGUAAGCAGCUAUUAUAAAUGACGAUGGGCUACUUCUCAUAUAGUUUCUAAGAGAGAAAUGAAGUCCUACCAAGUCAGCAGAACUGAGUCGGUGUGUUAAGCAGAAAGUCUAAGAGCUCUUAUAUAAUUAUAGAAUACGCUUCGCUUCAUUUUCUAAAUUACUCAGACCACUAUUCCCCAACAUCCCUCCUACAGAUUAAGUGCCUUGGUGAAAGUAUGUUAUGCUACGUUUUCUGUAGAUCAGGCGACAUUCACUGUCGUAGCGUUAUGACAUGUAUGGAUACCGUGGUUAGUUUCAGGUAUAUUUACAGAAUGAAAAUAGCCGUAGUAUGGUUUGACAAAUAGAUUCUUAGUAAUAGUAUUACAGCCUGUAUUGAGAGUAAACCUCAUAUCCUGUCUCCUCUUCCUCUUCCUCUUCCUGCUCCGCCCUCUCCAGUGUGUCCGAGAGCUGUUCUGUGGAGGAGCUGGAGGCUCCAGAGGAGGUGGACAAGGCCAGGCUGGGAUGCCUACAGGAGUGGACAUCGAGGCGGCUGAACUCAGUGGUCAUCUCCCUGCCUGACCGGGACCCCUUCAGGCUGCUCUGUAAGUCACCCCCAAUCUCAUACAGUACCUACACCAUGGGGUUCCCAAACUUUUUUGGCCUCAUUACUAUAUUAAAAAAAAAAAAAAAACAUAUAUGCGACCCCACCAUGUGAAAUAUGUGAUGUAAUCAACGGCCAAUGUUUACAUUUUUUAAUUUGGGCUAUGACCAUAUAUAUUCCAAAUCAGUCUGACAGUACUUGACAGUAUUUCAUUCUGAAGGAAGUGGUUUGAAGUGACUGAAAUGCAUCAGAAAGGUAUUGGGAAAUGCAGAUGUUCAGGCAAUAAUUUUGCAUGAUUUUCUGUGUCGAAAAUAACAUAAUUGAUGAUGUUCUUUUCCCCCCCUAGUCUGAUUUAGUGCUUGGUCUUGUCUAGUCUGUUGUAAUGAGUCGUGCACGGCUUGGCCAUUGUAGAGGGAACGACUCAUGAGAGUCUUAUCUGUCAGCGAUGGGGUCGUAAUAUGUUGUAGCUUAAACCGUUCAGAAGAUAGAGCCACAUUUGUAGGAAGAAAACAGAAAACAGCUGGUUAUUACAACUGCUGCUACCCGAGUUUACUGAUGUUCUAUGAACCAAGCGCAAUUUUUUAUUUCAUUGUUUCUCUUGCGGUCCCAUUUUAAUAUCAGGCGACCCCUAGUUUGGGAAACACUGCCCUACACCAUACCAGCUCCCUACUCAGAAGGAAGUGGAUAUUCAGCCAUGGGUAUUAAAAUAGGUUACGGUUAGGAUGACCAUUUAGGGUUUAGGUAAGGCAUAGGGUUAGCAAACCGCCAUCCGGAACCAUUCAAAAUCUGCCAGUCUAUAUCAAUCACCGCACCAGACAAGUUCAAUGCCAAUGACUAUGGGUCGUUUUUGACUGACAAACCUCUUUUGCUCAUGCCCCUCUUGUGUGUUCUGUGUAAAGGGCCUUUACCUUGGUAUUCAUUUAAUAUUUAUUCAUUUAAUAUUUAUUUGUGUUCUGUGUAAAUGGCACCAGCCUCUACCUUGGUAUUCAUUCAAUAUAUCUUUGUGUUCUGUGUAAAUGGCACCAGCCUCUACCUUGGUAUUCAUUCAAUAUAUCUUUGUGUUCUGUACAGAUGGCACCAGCCUCUACCUUGGUUUUCAUUCAAUAUCUCUGUGUGUUCUGUCCAGAUGGUACCAGCCCCCGUCUGGACCCGGACACAGCCCACCCCAAGCUGCUCCUCUCUGAGGAGAACAGGAAGGUGUCUUACAGCGAGGUCCAGCAGGCCUACCCAGAGCAGGGGGCUCGCUUUAGCUCCUUCCCCCAGGUCUUGGCCUAUAAACCCUUGGAGGGAGGCCGUGCGUACUGGGAGGUGGAGGUGGAGAAGGACGAGGGCAAAUGGAAGGUAAGAGAUCAGAGGGUGUACCAUUGCUAUUAGUUUCUCAGCAUCUGCUAAAUGGCAUUUUAUUCUAAUAUGUUAUAAUAAUAAAUAAUAAUAAUAUGCCAUUUAGCAGACGCUUUUAUCCAAAGCGACUUACAGUCAUGCGUGCAUACAUUUUUGUGUAUGGGUGGUCCCGGGGAUCGAACCCACUACCUUCGCGUUACAAGCGCCGUGCUCUACCAGCUGAGCUACAGAGGAGAUUAGAUUUUAUUACAGAGGAGAUUAGAUUUUAUUGCCAUGUACAAAUAUUAAAAAGGUAAAACAUCACAUAGCAUAUAGCUAGUAACACAUCAUAACAUAAACAACAUCAUCAACAACAUGAACACAUUUCACAUUUCACAUCCCUAUUGCAUUUAACUAAGCCCUGUCAAGAGUACAUCAUUGAUUUUUAAUUUUUGGGAACCCUUUAUUGGCACUAUUUUAGCUAAAUCAAAUGCACCAAAAUAAAAUCGCACUGCCUAGUACAGCAUUGUCAUAGACCAUUGCGCUUGUCUACAGGUGGGAGUCUGCGAGGGUCAGAUCGGCCGUAAGGGCCAGAAAGACACCUGCCGUAUCGGGUUCAACCCCUAUUCUUGGUGCCUGCUGAGUGAGAGGGGGAAGAUUGAAGCCCUGCACGACAAGGUAUGUGGAAGUGAUAACUGAUAUGGAUGCUUCCAUAGAAUUACAUAUAGAAGUGAAUAAGAUCUAUGUGGACGCUUCUCUGUACAACACCAAGAGAAAUUCCUAGGCAAAUUUGCUGCAUUGCAAUAAAGUUUUCUCUCAUUCUGAUUCCUCUGAUUCUGAAGGUGGCUGUCCCUGUGGAGGUCGAUGGGCUGGAGAGGGUAGGGGUGUUGCUGGAUUUCGAGGAGGGUAGCCUGUCGUUCUAUAAAGUGGCACAAGGGGACGCUCUGAGCUUGCUCCAUUGUUUUAAACAGAGGUUCAGUGAACCACUGUAUCCUGCUCUAGCUGUGUCCAAAACACAACUCACCAUCACUGAUCUGUUCCACUGUUGAGUCAGACUAGUUGCAAGGACACUUCAGUUCUGCAUAAAUCUUAAAGGGGCAAUCUGGGAUUCAA